UAUUAUAAUCUCGCGAUAACUUGACAUCAGUGGCGGCUGUGUGGCCCCCUGUCUCUGUCCGGACAGAGUUGUUGGUGACGUUUGAAUGAAAAACAGUGUCAACUAGCCUCACAUCGGACCCGAGGAAUAAUGGCUUCAGCCCUGGAGCAGUUUGUGAACAAUGUGCGGCAGCUCUCGGCUCAAGGUCAGAUGACCCAGCUGUGUGAGCUGAUCAAUAAGAGCGGGGAGCUGCUUGCCAAAAACCUGUCCCACCUGGACACGGUGCUCGGGGCCUUGGACAUCCAGGAGCACUCCCUGGGAGUCUUGGCUGUGCUAUUUGUGAAGUUCUCUAUGCCAAACAUCCCUGACUUUGAGACGCUCUUCUCCCAAGUUCAGCUCUUCAUCAGUACUUGUAAUGGGGAGCACGUUCGAUAUGCAACAGACACUUUUGCUGGUCUCUGUCACCAGCUGACCAACGCCCUGGUAGAGCGGAAACAGCCUCUGAGGGGCGUCGUGGUCCUCAAACAGGCCAUAGACAAAAUGCAGAUGAACACAAACCAGCUUACCUCAGUGCAUGCAGACCUGUGUCAGCUUUGCUUGUUAGCAAAGUGCUUUAAGCCUGUCCUGCCCUUCCUGGAGCUGGACAUGAUGGACAUCUGCAAAGAGAACGGAGCCUACGACGCCAAGCACUUUUUAUGUUACUACUACUACGGUGGACUGAUCUACACAGGACUCAAGAACUUCGAGCGGGCGCUGUAUUUUUAUGAACAGGCAAUAACUACUCCAGCCAUGGCUGUGAGCCACAUCAUGUUGGAGGCCUACAAGAAAUACAUCCUGGUGUCUCUCAUCCUCCACGGCAAAGUGCAGCCGCUGCCCAAAUACACCUCACAGAUUGUCGGGAGGUUCAUCAAGCCCCUGAGCAACCCAUACCAUGAGUUAGCUCAGGUCUACACCACCAACAACCCAGCAGAGCUGCGCAACCUGGUCAACAAACACAGUGAGACGUACACACGAGACAGCAACACAGGCCUGGUCAAGCAAUGCCUGUCCUCCCUCUACAAGAAGAACAUCCAGAGGCUAACGAAGACAUUUCUGACGCUGUCUUUGCAAGACAUGGCCAGCAGAGUGCAGCUUUCAGGCCCCCUGGAAGCUGAGAAGUACGUCUUACAUAUGAUUGAAGAUGGCGAGAUCUACGCCAGUAUCAACCAGAAGGACGGCAUGGUCUGCUUCCACGACAACCCAGAGAAAUACAACAACCCAGCCAUGCUCCACAAAAUAGACCAAGAGAUGCUGAAAUGUAUAGAGCUGGAUGAGAAACUUAAGUCUAUGGAUCAAGAAAUCACAGUAAACCCUCAGUUUGUGCAAAAGAGUAUGGGAUCACAGGAGGACGAUGUUGGUAGCAAAACAUCCAGUUACUCCUGAAGCGCCUUGCACAGGGACAGAGUGUUGCAGCCAUCCAGCACGAUGAUCCCCGGAUGAGUAGGAUUUUUUUUAAAGAGGAAAACCUUCUAUUGCAAAAGGACACUGGUCGAGGAAAAGCUUUGUAUGGAAUGACCGUUCUUUUGUUUCAUCCUUCUUCACAGUGUUGAAAGGAAAACAAAAGAUCCUUCCAGAACAGGAAAGAUUAAAUUCUGUCAGUGUUUUAUUUAUCAAUGUUCAGGUUGAAGCUCCACCGCUACAUUAACAACAAACUGCAAAAUAAAAGCUGUACUUCUUUGUUCCAAUAAUCUGUGUGGAUAGGCUCACUGUUUGUUUUGGUUCUGCUGCAUGAUGGCAAUAAAAUGUGGGCAUUACACCGGAAGACAACACAUUAAAGGCUGGUAAGGAAUAAUCUGAUAUACUCGUGACUGUAUUCCCCCUCACUUCUUUACGUCACCAUGUAGAUAACAUCGUUAGAACAUCUGUACUAAUCUGUGUGUGAUCAACCUCCACACAUUGGAGGAGUAGCUGCGAGCUGGUGCACUGUUUUGUUUUCUCCUUCUUUCUUUAGUUUGUUUGUUUGUUUUUGUUUUAGAUCCGCUCGAGGCUGCUGGAGCAUUGUAUGAAACGUACUGAUACAUAUUGAUAGCAACAGGUAGAAUCAAACUGUCAAAAUGGGAGCUUAAGCUUUUCAAUCGUGGAUCUGUUUGUUAAUAAUAAAUUGUUUACCGAUACAG
Messenger RNA from Notolabrus celidotus (New Zealand spotty), 2135 nucleotides. It is a transcript of the gene cops3, whose product is annotated as COP9 signalosome subunit 3. Gene Ontology annotation, cellular component: COP9 signalosome. The record is from RefSeq and is a predicted model, not a curated record. Gene Ontology annotation, biological process: ubiquitin-dependent protein catabolic process. NCBI's taxonomy places the organism in Eukaryota, Metazoa, Chordata, Actinopteri, Labriformes, Labridae. Bases 130 to 1401 code for a protein of 423 amino acids. The transcript has 12 exons.